Molecule: messenger RNA, 3243 nt
Organism: Cylindrotheca closterium
Lineage: Eukaryota; Bacillariophyta; Bacillariophyceae; Bacillariales; Bacillariaceae
Source: the annotation of a GenBank genome assembly
AUGGUAUCCGGGCUAUCUGCUCGUCGAUCGAAUAUUGCUGGACCAAAAAUAGGUGACAGAAGAACUCAGGAACCACAAGUUCCGCGCCACAUCACCGCGGUGUGCACCCCAUUCACGGGUUCUUAUGAAUCAGAUAGUGAUAUCGAAGUUCUUGACUCGCCACCAGCUGCUCGUCAUCAAGCCAAGCCUGCAGCCAAGAAAUGUUGGAGUAAUCAACCUUCUCCAUUAACGAGUUCGAAUGAAUCAGAUUCAGAUAGUUCAAUUGAAAUUCUUGAAUCACCACCAGCUCCCCGUCAUGCAGCUAAGCCUGCAGCCAAGAAGCAAUGGAUUCUUCGAGAUUCUCCAUGCAUGAGUUUAAGUGAGUCAUCAUCAAGCAGCGAGAGUGAAUGGGAAGAGUCACCAGCUGCCAGUCGCUCAUCAGAGUCUGCGACGAAGAAACCCUGUGGUCGGGCAUCUCCGUCCACGAAAUCCACUGAAUCCAAUACUGACAGCGAUGACCAAGAAUCAUCAACUACACGCUAUACCGACAGGCCUGUCGUCAGUAACCUCAUUCGAAAAUCUGCGGCGAGUAGCCGGACCCCGAACUUUUCAAAUACUAAUGAAUCAGAUACUGAGGGAGAGGAGCAAGAACCAGCAGCACGCAAAAAAUCUACUGGAUCAAAUGAAGACGAGGAAGAGGAGCAAGACUCGUUAAGUAGCGAGGGCCAUUGGGAAAAAUCACCAGCUGCAAGUCGCUCGCCAAAACCUGCGGCGAAGAAACGCUGUGGUCGGGCCUCUGCAUGCACAAGAUCUACAGAAUCCAACACUGACAGCGAUGACCAAGAAUCAUUAGCUGCACGCCAUUCCGUCAGGCCUGCAGCCAGUAAACCCAUUCGAAAACCUGCGGCGAGUAGCCGGACCCCAAACUUUUCAAAUGCUUCUGAAUCAGAUAGUGGGGGAGAGGAGCAAGAACCAGCAGCACGCAAAAAACCUACUGGAUCAAAUGAGGACAAGGAAAGGGAGCAAGACUCAUCAAGUAGCGAGGGCUAUUGGGAAAAACCAAGUCGCUCAUCAAAGCCUGCGGCGAAGAAACGCCGUGGUCGGGCCUCUCCGUCCACAAGAUCUACUGAAUCCAAUACUAACAUCGACGACCAAGAAUCAUCAGCUGCAAGCCAUUCCAUCAGGCCUGCAGGCAGCAACCCCAUUCGAAAACCUGCGGCUGAUAGCCCGACCCCUAACGUUUCAAAUGCUUCUGAAUCAGAUAGUGAUAGAGAAGAGCACGAACAAGCCACACGCGAGAGCCCCACUGGGUCAAGUGAGAACAACGAAGAGGAGCAAGACCCUUCAGCUGUACGUCGAUCUGCUCGAGACCGAAAGCUAACCGAUCUAGCAGCAAAGAAUCUUCAUCAUAAUUACACCGAAUCGCCGAAGAAGAGGAAGAAGAAAUUUGUCGAAGAAUCCAACGAGGAAAGUAAAGCGCGAACAACUAAGCGCCCAAGGACUAAGCGCAAGCGAAAGCAAGCUGAGCAAGAAUUUGUUGUGGACAAAGUCUUGAAUCAGAACAUUGUACUAAACGGCCGUGGUAAUUAUGUCAUCGAAUAUGAAUUGAGCUGGGUUGGAUACUCACAAAACGAAAACUGUUGGGAAAGUCCAGAAAGCAUGAACGGAGAGGAUAUCCUUCUCGAGGCUUUUUCAAAGUUUCCAACCUCUGCCGAAGCAUGUGUAGAUGAGGGCACAUACCACGUAGAAGGCCUGGGACGACCUAUUCAAGCUGUCGAGGAUGAGUAUGUGUACUCAGAAAAGGACCUGGAACGAUGUACGGCAUACUACGACCAAUGGGUAAAGCAGAAUCCCAAGGAGGCAAGGGAUACGUUUGUUGAAAUCAAGACCGACAGGGUUCACCUUCGAAUUGGAAUGUGGUACAAGUCGCGUGAGAAUGAUGAGCAAAGGCUCCUUAUUGCACGUUUGGACAAGAGAAACAAGGUUGCAAAAUGCCUUCUCUUCAUUCCGAGCACCAACACCAUCUUAAAGGAUACGCAUGCAGCAGAGGAUGGCAAAGUGAAAUACCUUUAUUACAAAGAUUCUUCAGUGCCAUUCGACGACCUCUGCGAACGGCACAUACGAUGCAAAGGGUCGAUUCCCACCUGCAAAUGGUGCUACAGUGAAACUUCUGAGCACGAAUUUACCAUUGCCAUUGAAUCGAAAACCAAUCAAAGCCUCCCAACACAAAUCAACUAUGGCAUAAAGAAACCCAAGGUUCUUGUCCUAUGCGCAGGGUCUAGCUUUGGGAUGUCUUGUGGAUACGGAGAGGGAGGAUUGGAAGUUGCGUGGAUGGUUGAGAAGGAUGAACAGAAAGCGAAAUGGUUGCGACGACAGUACUCGGAUCAGGCUAAAUCAGAAGGCCGCAAGCCACCUGUAUAUCAAGAAAGUGUCCACCGCUUCGUGAACAAGCUUCAAAAUGAUCGGUACGAGUCCAUUAAGAAAGAUGUAGAUCAUAUCCAUCUAUCUGCUCCAUUGCGAGGAAGGGACUAUGAGGACAACGAAAUUGCAGAAGCAUUUGUGGCCUGUGUCAAAAAUUUGAAACCUAAGACGGGCAUAUAUGACAGCUCAUUAGACUUGUUACUAGAAGAGAAUAUCGAGAUUUUGGAGACCAUGAUUGGUUGUCUUCAUCGCCUGGACUAUCAGAUCCGACUUAUGAUCCUCGAUGCAAGUGAGUAUGGAGAUCCAAUCGAGACGAAACGAGUGGUACUUUGUAUCGCAAAAGAAACGGCAUACUUGCCGAAUAGACCGAUAGCAACACAUGGUGGAGGACGAUUUAACGAUUUUUUGACAGUCGAAGAUGAAUUGUGUUUCCUCGAAGAUACGCCACCGCGCAGCGUAGUUGAGAUAUGCGGACAGCAGAUUUACCACCACACCUCACCAAGCCAUACACCGACGGCCGAAGAAUGCGAAAUGUUUGGGCUUCGCCAGGAAGUCCAAAGUUAUGUACCUACGGACGAGGAGUGUGAAGAGUUUGCACUUGAUCCUAGCAAGGUGGCCCCAGACAUGACAGGCACAAAUCGAUUCAUUCACUAUAAUAAGGAACGCUUCCUUACUAUCCGUGAACUUUUGUGCUUGAAGUCGUUCGAUAAGUUCAAGAAAUAUGAGCUUUUUGAUUCGGAACAAGAAAUGUUGCAACAAAUUGCGGAUGCAAUGCCGUUCAAAAUUGCAAGAGCAAUUGCCCGUUCCAUCGCACCUUCUUAUUGCACUACUUAUUUUAAUUGA